UUAUUUAUGCAACUUUCUCUCUUCUCUCCAUAUAUAUAAAUAUAUAUAUUUCAUUCAUAAUUAGUCAAUUAAACCUUUCCAAUCAAAUUUUCAAAUAUUUAUUCAUUAAUAUACACAUUUAAUUAAUUGUUUAUAAACACAACUUCCAAUUUACCUUUAGCAUUUAACUGCUUGCAUACUUCUUUGGUCUUCUCUAGUUCUGUUUAUUAAUUAAUAGCACUUAAAUUGCACACACACACACACAUACAUAUAUACAUUUAUAUACACACACAUAUAACUAAAUAAUAGAUUCAUAAAGAUAAAAAAUUUAGCAUGGUGAUUAUUACAGCUGUGUGCUUAUAGCAACAUCAACCAUAUCACCUUCAACAACAACAAUAAGAAGAAGAAAAAACAAAAAAAAAGGCCACUUAAUGUUGAAGUAAUAUCUGGAGGAUACUACAAGUGCUUGUUUACAAUCUGUGUGCAUAUAUAUAUAUAUACACUCACACAUACAUACAUAAAGACUGCUGUUGUAUAUCUGUAUGUACAAACAGCAGGGUAUAUAGUGAUGAUAAAUGAUGUAUUGCUACACUGAUAAUUUUCAGUCAAGGACGUGAGAUUUUAAAUCUGAUUUGAUCUAUAAACUCAAACAUUUUCACUUUGGAUUUCUUACCUAGCUGACCAAUACAGGAAUAUCUUGAACGACUGUGUCAGCGGAGAGAAUUAUCCUCUAUAUAAUUUGAAAUAUAACCAAAUACAAACGAUUAUCCUUUCAACAAAGAAAUCAAGAUUUAAACGAGGUGGUUUAAAUAAUCUGGUAAAAUGUCGCCAUUUUUCAUCAAUGCUCAAUCGUUCUCUCCAUGGAAAGUUUUACACCGGAAGUUGAAUGGUGUGUUACCUGCAUUUUGUUUUCUUCACCUUUUGUAUUUUCACGGAACUAAGGCAGAGGUUGGUUGUGCUGACGAUACAAGCGAAGGAUUUCAAUGGCAUAGCAACCUGGCAGCUUGCAAUGGUUAUUGGCAUGGACAUAUAGAAAAUGGUAGCUCUCUUUGUAGUCCAGGAUGGCAAGUAUGUUCGUGGCAGGACACACGUAUUCUAAAGAACCUAACUUGGGAAGAAGCGACGUCUGUCAGCGGAUGUUAUGCCUACAAUGCAGCCCAAGAUGGUGGUAGAUGUCGACAAUGUAUGGACAAUAUGGAACAGGAUGACCUCGCUGGCGUUGGAAAAGACUGUCCCCACCAAAACCAAGGUUUGACAUCUUGUAUCUCUGGUGGGCGAAUAGAUGCCAGUUGCUGCGUGGAUUCACACUUCAAACAUGCGUGUCAUUUUAAACUAGGCAUAGCAUCGGGUGUGCUGUGCUGCCGACUCCCGGCUCGAGUUCCCAAAAUUAUUGUUCGUCCGCCAGAAAAAAUGCACGUAUACAGUGGUCUUAUAUUUCUGCUAACAUGUCAAGCGACGGGUAUACCAACACCGACUGUUCAUUGGUACCGGAACGGAAAACAAAUAUCGAAGAAUAACUCGAGAUUCUCCAUUCUUACCUCAUCUGAUUUAAUGGUAACUCUAGCUCGACCAUCUGACACCGGACUUUACAGUUGUGAGGUGACUAACAACCAAGGAGUAGACAUGGCCAGUUCUUUUGUUACUGUAAGAGACUAUAUAUCUGGAUGUUCUGACAAGAACACUGAAGGACUACACAACUAUAAAAACAUACACGCCUGCAAAGGAAAGUGGGAUGGUCACGUGAAGCGAGCUCGAUGGCUUUGCGCCAAAGGAUGGAGUGUCUGCAAUCCUAAAGACUCUGAAGCACUACAGAAGAUCACGUGGGCUGACAUCUAUGAAUUGCAUGGUUGCUAUGCCUACAAUGCAGCAAACCACAAAGGCAAAUGUACAAGAUGUCACAAGGUCAAUAUGGCGGGAAUUGGACGAAAUUGCCGACGAUUACGUUAUACAAAAUCAUCUUGCUUAACUAAAGGUAGAAUCGACGUGUAUCAUCCCAGAAAAAGCCGCGGAUGUUCAUAUACAGCAGGUUAUACAACUGGUGUACUGUGCUGUAAACGAAAGAGAGUGAAAUCAUCAAAGCGAAGGUGUAAACAUUCUUGCCAAAACGGAGGUGUAUGUGUAGGCUUCAAUCGAUGUAAAUGUUUACCGGACUAUAAGGGAGCUACAUGCCAAAAUCCAAUUUGUACUCCUCGCUGCCCGGCGAUGUCUAUGUGUAUUAAACCAGGCAAAUGUCUUUGUAAGCCUGGAUACACAGGACGCUAUUGCAAACGUAGACACGGCUGUAAAUUACCUUGUUUCAAUGGUGGUCGAUGUAAAAAAGGAAAAUGUAUUUGUCCCCCCACACAUUGGGGAACUUCAUGCCAACACUUGCACCAGCACAUUCUACUGUCUUAUCUGAAUCGUACCGAACGAUGAUGUGCAAAUUUGAUAAAUAAUUUAAGAAAAAACAACAACAACAAGAUGUGAUAUGGCGAGGUCAUGCUGUUGUAUACAUACUGUUGUAUACAUACAUCGAAACCACCACAGUUUUGCAUUUUUUUUUUCAAAACCUAUUUGUGUAGUAUUAGAAGUGGGGAGGAAAAAAAAAAGAAACACCAUCACCUGAUAAUUUCUUACACGUACAUUUUAACCCCACCCACCCAAACACCCCAAAAAUAUGAAAAACUAGCAAAUAAUGAAGAUAAUCAAAAAUAGACGAAAAAAAGAACAUUAUGUAACGUGUACAAAGGAAAAUAUGAUGUAAAGAGUAAAAAAAAAAAUUCAACAAACAACUUUGAAAGUUAUCUUCGUUAUAGUGAACAUACAG
Messenger RNA from Octopus bimaculoides (California two-spot octopus), 2785 nucleotides. RefSeq lists its product as uncharacterized. Gene Ontology annotation, molecular function: signaling receptor binding. Gene Ontology annotation, biological process: anatomical structure development. Lineage: Eukaryota; Metazoa; Mollusca; Cephalopoda; Octopoda; Octopodidae. The record is from RefSeq and is a predicted model, not a curated record. Gene Ontology annotation, cellular component: extracellular region; cell surface.